UUCAGGCAAGCUUUAUUUGUUAGAGCAUACACAAAAUAUCACCAUGGUCGGCAGGGCUGGAGAGAUAACUAUCUGAUGACCCCAGCAGUUGUUGGUACUAGCUGUUCUUCCAGAAGACCUGCAUCCAGAUUGGGCAGCUCACAAGCCACCUGUAACUGCCGUUCCAAGGAAUUUGACACCCUCUUCAGGCCUCUGGGCAUUCAUACACAGGCAGAAUUCAGGUGCACAGACACAUACAUAGAAAUAAAUCUUUAAAGCAAAUAGCCCGUUGUUGCCCUCUUCCUAGAAGAUGAAAAGUCACUCUAUAAUGCAAAUAGGGUCAGGACCGCAACAUGCCUUCAUGACCCCUAACCUAGGCAAGUCACUUAAUGCCUGUGACCCUCAGCUUCCUCAUCUGCGUUUUCACAAGUUGCGUUAUGGAAAAAUGUUUAAUACCAUAAGUAGCAGAGAAUGAAGAUUGACACCUUGUAGCCACUGUGCUCUGCCACCAAGCCCUUCCUCGGAUCUGCUAACUUGUGGUAUGGUAAUACUUCCUGUGUGCCUGUCCAGGAGAUCCUGAACAGCUCCGGGGCUGGCAACAAAGUUCUCGGGAAGUUAAUGGGAAAGAGCCUGUCGGGAAGGAAGUGUGACUGUCGGGACAUAGGAGGCAGCUUCAAGAUACAGCUGUAGUUCUAGGAGAGAGAGAGACAGAGAGAGACAGAGGACAGAGGGGGCGGUGGGGAGACCCGGUCUGAGGAAGUAAACAAGGAGGAGUGCCACAACAGAGCCGGAGGGCUCUGCUGCUGGGAAUCAGCCCCCUCACUCUUUCCACUGCGAAUCGAAACCCCGAGCCCUGGCUGGGGGGCGGGCAGUGGGGAGGGGAAGUGGGGAAGGACUGGGGCCAGAGGAGCAGAUCAGCAUCCCAGCUCACGGAGGUGGCCUUGCCUCCACUGCUUUCUGCCCCAGCCCUGCGCUGGCCCAGGGGACCCCUUUCUGACCUCCCUUGGAGGGCCAGGGAGGCCCCGGCCAUAGAGGAGAUGAGGGAGGCUCUGCUCCGAGGCCUGUUGCUUCUGCGGCUGCUCUGGGAAGCUCCAGUCGUGGCUUCAGAGCCUGGAAGAGAGGACUCGGUGGUGUGGGCCCAGGAGGGCACGCCUGUCCAGCUUCCUUGCAGCCCUCAACUCCUCCACAGGAAUCUCAGCUUUCUGCGAAGAGCAGGGGUUACUUGGCAACAUCAGCCAGAUGGUGGCCAACCCGCUCCCACCUCUGCCUUUGACCUCAAGGGGAUGCCCUCGCCUGGGAGGUCCGCACCCCAUCAUCCCUACACCAUCCUGAGCGUGGCUCCUGGAGGCCUGCGCAGCGGGAGGCAGCCCAUGCAACCCCGCGUGCAGCUGGAGGAGCGCGGCCUCCAGCGCGGGGACUUCUCGCUGUGGCUGCGCCCAGCCCUGCGCGCCGACGCGGGCGGGUACCACGGCGUGGUGCGCCUCCCGGACCGCACCCUCUCCUGCCAUCUCCGCCUGCGCGUCGGCCAGGCCUCGAUGACCGCCUAUCCCCCAGGACCCCUCAGGCCAUCUGAUUGGGUCGUUUUGAACUGCUCCUUCAGUCGCCCUGAUCGUCCAGUCUCAGUGCACUGGUUCCAGGGCCAGAGCCGAGUUCCUGUCCACAAGUCCUCCCAUCGCUACUUAGCUGAAAGUUUCCUCUUUCUGCCCCAAGUCCGUCCCCUGGACUCUGGGAUCUGGCGCUGUGUCCUCACCUACAGAGAUGGCUUCAAUGUCUCCAUUACAUACAACCUCAAGGUUCUGGGUCUAGAGCCCCUGGCUCCUUUGACGGUGUACGCUGCUGCAGGUUCUAGGGUGGAGCUGCCUUGUCACUUGCCCCCUGGUGUGAGGACCUCUUCUUCACUCAUGGCCAAGUGGACUCCUCCUGGAGGAGGCCCUGAGCGCCUGGUGGCUGGAAAGAAUGGCGAUUUUACCCUUCAACUUGAGGCCGUGGGUCUGGAGCAGGCUGGGACCUACAACUGUAGCAUCGAUCUGCAGGGACAGUGGCUCAGCACCACGGUCACUGUGGCAGUCAUCACAGUGACUCGUCAAUCCUUUGGGUUACCUGGCUCCCCGAGGAAGCUGUUGUGUGAGGUAACCCCAGCAUCUGGACAAGAAAGAUUUGUGUGGCGUCCCCUGAACAACCCGUCCAGGAGUUCUCCAGGCCCCAAGUUGGAGAUACAGGAGGCCAGGCUCCUUUCUGAGCCUUGGCAAUGCCAGCUGUACCAGGGGCAGAAGCUUCUCGGAGCAGCGUUGCCCAUGGCAGAGUCUAGCCCAGGCGCCCGGAGUGCAAAGAGAACCUCAGGUGACCUUAAAGGAAGCCAUCUCUUUCUCCUCAUCCUCGGUAGCUUCUCACUGUUCCUUUUGGUGACUGGGGCCUUUGGCUUCCACCUAUGGAGAGGAAAGGUACUCCAAGGACGGAGCUCACUCUCCUCAGACCUCAGAGUGCUGUGUGGGACCCCUUCCUCGAGGAAGACAACUAUAGUCAAUUCUGAAUAUGCUCCCAGAGCCCCUGUCCUGGGAACACCUUGUAGCUGGGACCCAGAGCCCCUGUCCUGGGAACACCUUGUAGCUGGGACCCAGAGCCCCUGUCCUGGGAACACUUUGUAGCUGGGACCCACAGCCCCUGUCCUGGGAACACCUUGUAGCUGGGAAGUUCAGAGGGGCUGAAAGAAGGCCCUGGGUCAGAUGAGGAAGGCUGGAAAGAAAGCAGCAGAACUCAGUAUUUGCCCUGUUCCCUCCUCCUCCACUGCCUUUCCAUCUUUCCCUACAGUGGCUGCGGAGAAGAUUUUCUGCCUUAGAGAAUGGGAUUCACCCACCUCCGGCUCCGAGUAAGACAGAGGAGCUGGAGCAAGAACUGGAGAUG
Molecule: messenger RNA, 2880 nt
Organism: Peromyscus leucopus (white-footed mouse)
Lineage: Eukaryota; Metazoa; Chordata; Mammalia; Rodentia; Cricetidae
Gene: Lag3
Product: lymphocyte activating 3
Exons: 8
Coding region: 1017-2624 (535 amino acids)
Molecular function (GO): transmembrane signaling receptor activity; MHC class II protein binding
Source: RefSeq, a predicted model, not a curated record